This is a messenger RNA of Drosophila montana, 407 nucleotides long. RefSeq lists its product as uncharacterized. The record is from RefSeq and is a predicted model, not a curated record. The coding region runs from base 69 to 233 and encodes 54 amino acids. The transcript has a single exon. Lineage: Eukaryota; Metazoa; Arthropoda; Insecta; Diptera; Drosophilidae.
GUUAGAUUCAGUCAUCAGUUUACGGACAACUGUCACCAUCAAAGCUUCCAAAUAGUAUCUGAUUCACUAUGAAGUGGUUCAAUUUGUUUUUAGUACUCGGUCUUUUGGCGCUGGUCGGCAGCAUUGGAACUUUGACAGCCGCCGAGCCUGUUCCACAACCGGGACCAGAGCCCAAGGGACGCCCGCACACAACUCGUCGACCAAGGAAUGAGAACGACGAGAAUCGGCGCUAGCAGCCCAAUCUUAUAAGAUGCACCAAACAGCAACGGAUUCGUGAUGCACAAACAGAAAAUAUUUUGGUUACGGUGAAAUGCUUUGGAUUCGAACAGUUGCAAUUUAUUGAAGUUUUACUCUUGUAAUAUUAUAAACGAACCAAUUAAUGUGCCAACAUUUAAUUGUUUACGUGU